UGCGGCGGCGCGGCCGGGUAGGGUGUGAGAAGUUAGUGGCGCUGCUGCGGUGCCGUGAGGGACGGAGACGGCUGGGCUGUGCGAGCGGCGGCGGCCCCGGAUCAGCGCGAUGCUCACGGACGGCACCGCCGCCCCCCUCGGUGACGAGGAGAUCGACUCGGUCGCUCCCCGCGCUCCGCCCGCCGCCGAGCCGCCCGUCGCGGCCGGGCCCUCCCCGCUGGGGCUGCGGGCCGUGCGCCUCUUCGGGGAGGCCGGGCCCGGCGGUCCCGGAGGCCCCGGCGCGCCCGCGGCCGGCGAGGCCGCCCUCGACUUCAAGCUGGCGGCCGCCGUGUUGCGGAGCGGGGGCGGCGGCUCCGGCAGCGACGAGGACGAGGUGUCCGAGGUUGAAUCAUUUAUUUUGGACCAAGAAGAUCUCGAUAACCCUGUACUUAAAACCACAUCAGAGUUGUUCUUAUCGAGCGCUGCAGAAGGUGCGGACUUGAGAGCUGUGGAUCCAGAAACACAAGCAAGACUAGAAGCCUUACUGGAGGCAGCAGGAAUUGGUAAAUUGUCCACUGCCGAUGGUAAAGCAUUCGCAGAUCCUGAGGUGCUUCGCAGACUGACUUCUUCGGUCAGUUGCGCGUUGGAUGAAGCUGCUGCUGCACUGACACGGAUGAGGGCAGAGAACAGUCACAAUGCAGGGCAAGUGGACAAUCGCAGUUUGGCAGAAGCAUGCUCAGAUGGGGAUGUAAAUGCUGUCCGGAAGCUGCUGGAUGAAGGAAGAAGUGUAAAUGAACAUACUGAAGAAGGGGAGAGUCUCCUUUGCUUGGCCUGUUCAGCUGGAUAUUACGAAUUGGCACAAGUGCUACUAGCAAUGCAUGCAAAUGUUGAAGAUCGAGGGAAUAAAGGAGACAUAACUCCCUUAAUGGCAGCUGCCAGCGGGGGCUAUGUAGAUAUUGUUAAACUUCUCCUCGUUCAUUGUGCAGAUGUCAAUGCUCAGUCUUCAACAGGGAACACAGCGCUCACUUAUGCUUGUGCUGGGGGCUUUGUUGACAUAGUGAAGGUGCUAUUGAAAGCAGGUGCUAAUAUAGAAGACCAUAAUGAGAAUGGGCAUACCCCCUUAAUGGAAGCAGCCAGUGCAGGUCAUGUUGAGGUUGCAAGAGUAUUGCUGGAAUAUGGUGCAGGAAUCAAUACUCACUCCAACGAGUUCAAAGAAAGUGCACUUACACUUGCAUGCUACAAAGGCCAUUUAGAUAUGGUUCGUUUUUUGCUUGAAGCUGGAGCUGAUCAAGAACAUAAAACAGAUGAGAUGCACACAGCGCUAAUGGAGGCCUGCAUGGAUGGACAUGUGGAAGUAGCACGCUUACUUUUAGACAGUGGUGCUCAAGUGAAUAUGCCUGCAGAUUCAUUUGAAUCUCCCCUCACUCUGGCUGCUUGUGGUGGACAUGUGGAGUUAGCAGCUCUCCUGAUAGAAAGGGGAGCUAACCUGGAGGAAGUCAAUGAUGAAGGCUAUACUCCUUUAAUGGAAGCUGCACGUGAAGGCCAUGAGGAAAUGGUGGCAUUAUUACUGGCACAAGGGGCAAAUAUAAAUGCGCAGACUGAAGAAACGCAGGAGACAGCUCUUACUCUGGCAUGCUGUGGUGGGUUUUCUGAAGUAGCUGACUUCCUCAUUAAGGCAGGAGCUGAUAUAGAACUUGGUUGUUCAACACCUUUGAUGGAAGCUGCUCAAGAGGGUCAUCUUGAACUGGUGAAAUACUUGCUGGCAGCAGGAGCUAACGUUCAUGCCACCACAGCAACGGGAGAUACAGCAUUGACAUAUGCGUGUGAAAAUGGCCAUACCGAUGUUGCGGAUGUGUUGCUUCAAGCUGGUGCUGAUUUGGAACAUGAAUCUGAAGGGGGGAGAACCCCACUAAUGAAGGCUGCACGAGCUGGUCAUUUAUGCACUGUGCAAUUCCUUAUUAGCAAAGGUGCCAAUGUCAAUAGGGCUACAGCUAAUAAUGACCACACUGUGGUGUCUCUGGCAUGUGCAGGAGGCCACUUGGCAGUUGUUGAGCUCCUUCUAGCUCAUGGUGCAGAUCCUACUCAUCGACUUAAGGAUGGCUCAACAAUGCUCAUUGAAGCUGCCAAAGGAGGACAUACAAAUGUUGUUUCUUACUUGCUGGAUUACCCAAACAAUGUUUUGCCAGUUCCUGCAGCGGACUUGUCUCAGCUCACACCUCCAUCUCAGGAUCAGUCUCAGGUUCCACGUGUUCCGGUGCAUACGCUUGCUAUGGUUGUACCUCCCCAGGAACCCGACAGAACCCCUCAAGAGAACUCUCCACCUCUUGUGGGAGUGGUGAAAGGUGCAUCCAAGCAGAAGUCAAGUUCCCUGCAGGUAGCAGAUAAGGACCUACUGCCACCUUUUCACCCAUACCAGCCUUUGGAAUGCAUAGUAGAAGAGACUGAAGGCAAGCUGAAUGAACUUGGACAGAGAAUUAGUGCUAUUGAAAAAGCACAACUUAAGUCAUUGGAAUUAAUUCAAGGUGAACCUUUAAAUAAAGAUAAGAUUGAAGAACUUAAAAAGAACAGAGAAGAACAAGUACAGAAGAAGAAGAAAAUAUUGAAGGAACUACAGAAGGUGGAAAGGCAGUUGCAGAUGAAAACACAACAGCAGUUUACCAAAGAAUAUUUGGAGACCAAAGGUCAGACAGACACACCACUUCCCCUCCAGCAGCAGUGCCCACUUACGGGGGUCUUCCCAGAAGUGGAAGCUGAUAAGGGUCUGCCAGAGGAUAACUUUUCAGAGUUACCUCAGGUUGACACAGUCUUGUCAAAAGAUGAUGAGCAACAACAGUCUCCACCACCUGCUGAACAAAUAGAAUUUGUCCCUAUCCAGCCUUUGCCAGCACCGCAAUGUAAUUUUUCUGGUAAUUUAGGUUAUAACGGGACAGAGUCUCUUGAACUUCAGAAAGCAAUAGGUAAUCAGCAGAAUGUAGGACAGCAGCAGCAAAUUGCUGGGCAGGGACUGUUAGUUCAAGAACCAGACGGAUUAAUGGUUGCCACUCCAGCACAGACGCUUACCGACACUCUUGAUGACCUAAUAGCAGCUGUGAAUAGCAGAGUGCCCAGUGGCUCCGCCGGCUCCUUGCACACUACAGAAUCCCCUGCGCCUGAGCCCUGCUCACAGGCGUCAAGCAACGUGGCGCCACAGUCAGUGCUCCCUGUGUAUCCUUCAGUUGACAUUGAUGCACAUACUGAAAGCAAUCACGACACUGCUCUGACCCUUGCAUGUGCAGGAGGUCAUGAAGAACUUGUUUCUGUACUAAUUGCACGUGGUGCCAAUAUUGAACACAGAGAUAAGAAGGGUUUUACGCCUUUGAUUCUUGCUGCAACUGCUGGACACGUUGGUGUAGUGGAAAUUCUUUUAGACAAAGGUGGGGAUAUAGAAGCACAAUCUGAGCGCACAAAGGAUACUCCGCUUUCAUUGGCAUGCUCUGGUGGACGCCAAGAGGUUGUUGAUUUGCUGUUGGCGCGGGGAGCAAACAAAGAGCAUAGGAAUGUUUCAGAUUAUACACCUUUAAGCCUUGCUGCUUCUGGUGGCUAUGUGAACAUUAUCAAGAUUCUUCUCAAUGCUGGGGCAGAAAUUAAUUCAAGGACUGGGAGUAAGCUGGGUAUUUCUCCUCUGAUGCUGGCUGCUAUGAAUGGCCAUGUACCUGCUGUGAAGCUGCUGCUCGAUAUGGGUUCUGAUAUUAAUGCCCAGAUUGAGACCAAUCGGAACACAGCCCUCACCCUGGCCUGCUUCCAAGGCCGAGCAGAGGUGGUCAGUCUGCUGUUGGACAGGAAGGCAAAUGUUGAGCACAGGGCAAAAACUGGUCUCACGCCGCUGAUGGAAGCUGCUUCAGGAGGAUAUGCAGAGGUUGGAAGAGUUCUCCUUGAUAAAGGAGCAGAUGUUAAUGCUCCACCUGUGCCUUCCUCAAGAGAUACUGCUUUAACAAUUGCAGCAGAUAAGGGUCACUACAAGUUCUGUGAGCUGCUGAUUAAUCGAGGAGCGCAUAUUGAUGUUCGUAACAAGAAAGGAAAUACCCCUCUUUGGUUGGCAGCUAAUGGUGGUCACUAUGAUGUAGUUCAGUUGCUUGUGCAGGCAGGAGCAGACGUGGAUGCAGCAGAUAAUCGAAAAAUAACACCUCUUAUGUCAGCAUUUCGCAAGGGCCAUGUGAAGGUAGUUCAGUUCCUAGUGAAAGAAGUUAACCAGUUUCCAUCGGACAUUGAAUGCAUGCGAUAUAUAGCAACUAUAACGGACAAGGACCUGUUGAAAAAGUGUCACCAGUGUGUGGAAACAAUUGUGAAAGCUAAAGACCAGCAGGCUGCAGAGGCAAAUAAGAAUGCAACUAUAUUGCUGAAGGAGCUAGACCUGGAAAAAUCAAGAGAGGAAAGCAGAAAACAAGCCCUUGCAGCUAAGAGGGAGAAGAGAAAGGAAAAGAGAAAGAAGAAGAAAGAGGAACAAAAAAGGAAACAAGAAGAAGAUGAAGAAAAUAAGCCUAAAGAAACUCUAGAAUUACAUGAAGAUGAUGACGAAGAAGAAAAUGAUGAUGAAGUAGAGCAAGAAGUUCCUAUAGAGCCUCCUAGUGCAACUACUACAACUACAAUUGGGAUUUCUGCAACUUCAGCUACUUUCACCAAUGCCUUUGGGAAGAAGAGAGCUAAUGUGGUGACUACUCCCAGCACAAAUAGAAAAAAUAAGAAAAAUAAAACAAAAGAGACUCCUCAGAAUAUGCAGAUAAUUUUACCAGAUCAGCAUAUAUCUCUAGCACAGCAAAAAGCAGAUAAGAAUAAAAUAAAUGGAGAGCCAAGAGGUGGUGGUGCAAGUGGAAAUAGUGAUUCAGAUAAUUUGGACAGCACAGACUGCAAUAGUGAAAGUAGCAGUGGAGGUAAAAGCCAGGAGCUGAACUUCACGAUGGAUACAAAUUCCUCUGAGCGGCGCUAUGCCUCAUUGCUUAUCCCUUCUCAGGAAGAAAAAACGAACACUUCAGCUUCAAAAACACCAACAAGGAGGGAAGAAGCUGAUGACUCUGAGCAUUUCCCCUGCCAGGUUGAUGGCCAAUUUGAUUUAACCUUGUCAAGCCAGAGACUUGAUGGUGAAGGUAAUUCAAAUUCGUUGUCAACUGCUUACAAGUCUGUUUCCCUGCCUCUGACCUCUCCAAAUGUAAAGCUGAAUCUGACCAGCCCAAAAAGAGGCCAGAAAAGAGAAGAAGGCUGGAAAGAAGUGGUUAGAAGGUCAAAGAAAUUAUCUGUCCCAGCUUCUGUUGUGUCUAGAAUAAUGGGAAGAGGUGGGUGCAACAUCACAGCAAUUCAAGAUGUCACCGGUGCCCAUAUUGACGUUGAUAAACAAAAAGAUAAGAAUGGAGAAAGAAUGAUCACUAUAAGGGGUGGUAUGGAGUCAACACGAUACGCAGUGCAACUCAUCAAUGCCCUUAUUCAAGAUCCUGCCAAGGAACUGGAAGACUUGAUUCCUAAAACUCAUAUAAGAACACCUGCUUCGAGUAACAAAUCAAUCCAUGCAAACUUCUCGUCUGGAGUUAGUACUGCAUCUGCUUCAAACAAAAACUCCUUUCCUCUUGGAGCACCACCUCUCGUCACAUCGCAGUCAUCGACUCUAUCUACUUUCCAGCCUACUAACAAAUUAAACAAGAAUGUCCCAGCAAAUGUGCGCUCAUCUUUUCCAGUGUCUCUUCCUCUAGCUUAUUCUCAUCCUCAUUUUGCCUUGCUGGCAGCCCAAACUAUGCAACAGAUCCGGCACCCUCGCUUACCUAUGGCCCAAUUUGGAGGAACCUUUUCACCUUCACCAAACACUUGGGGACCAUUCCCAGUGAGACCAGUUAACCCUGGCAGCACAAACAGCUCUCCAAAGCAUAAUAGUUCAAGUCGUGUAGGUAGUCAGAAUGGAAAUAUUUUGCAGGCAGAGUCUCCCGGAUUAGCUACUUCUAGUCCCAUUACUGUCUCUUCAGUAGUUGCUUCCACCCAGCCGCUAUGUGCAACAAGUAAUCGGACUCCCUCUUCAGUUAGAAAGCAGUUGUUUGCCUGUGUUCCGAAGACUAGUGCUGCAGCAACAGCAAUCUCAACUGUGACAAACACGUGUAGCACUCUGCCUUCAGCUUCCUCUGCGCCCCCAAACAAUGGGCAAGUUCCUGCAGCAUUUCUGCCCUCUACUGCUCCACAAACACAGCAUUCUGCACUUAAAGCAGACUCUUUCUCAGCUGCCUCAGCACCCAAGGAGAAAGUGUCGACACCAGACCAGCCUGUUGGAAAUACAUGCACACCAUCUUCCGCUGCAGGUAGUUCCAGUAUGUCAGCUAGCAGCAAUUCAGGAGUCACUGAAGCUCACCCAUCUAGCAGCCCUGCACCUCUAACAAACACCCAAGAUGAAAUACUACCAGCCAGCAUGUCUGAAAUGAGCCCUUCUAUGUCAAUGCCUGUUUCUUCCAGCUCAGAACCUACUCCUUUACGCUUAGCAUCACCCAGGUCGGUUGUUGCAGAUAAUCAGGACAACAGUAACUUACCUCAAGUAGCUGUACCAGCACCUCGAGUUACUCACAGGAUGCAGUCCAGAGGUUCUUUCUAUUCAGUGGUACCAAAUGCAAACCUACAUCAAGAUCCUCAGUCUAUUUUUGUUACAAAUCAAGUUCCUUUAACGCCUUCUCAAGGUCCACCUGCUGCGGUGCAGCUUUCAUCAGCCAUGAACGUCAUGAAUGGUUCUCAGAUGCACAUUAACCCAGCAAAUAAAUCAUUGCCUCCUACCUUUGGGCCAGCAACUCUCUUCAAUCACUUCAGUAGUCUUUUUGAUAGCAACCAGGUGCCCUCUAACCAAGGGUGGGGAGACUGUCCGCUUUCCACCCGAGCAGCAGCUGACCCAUCUUUUGCUGUUCAGUCUACCUUUCUGAAUAACUCUGUGCUAGGACAUGUGGAGAACGCGCAUCCUGAUAACUCCAAGGCUCCUGGUUUCAGGCCACCUUCGCAGCGGGUUUCUACUAGUCCUGUAGGCUUACCCUCUCUAGAUCCAUCCAACAGCUCUACAACUUCUUCUUCAGGUCCUUUGACAGGCUUUUCAGCAAACAUGCAAGGAGCACGGGUUUACCUUCAAGGGCCAGCGCCUGUUGGGACUCCCAGCUUUAACAGACAGCAUUUUUCACCACAUCCUUGGACAAGCGCAACAAAUUCAUCAGGUGAAUCUCCUAUUCCAUCAGUUUCCUCAGGAUCAUCUUCACCCCUUUCAGCUGCUUCUGCACCUUCUAACUUGAGCCAGCCAAAAACGGGUAACACGAAUCAAGAUCGAAAGGUACCCCCCCCUAUUGGGACAGAAAGACUUGCUAGAAUUCGACAGGGAGGAUCUGUCACUCCUACGCCCUUAGGAACCAACUUUACAGCUCCAGUUGGUCAUAGUGGUAUUUGGUCAUUUGGAGUUAACAGCGUAUCUGAAGGCUUGUCAGGUUGGUCUCAGCCUGUAAUGGGAAACCAUCCAAUGCAUCAGCAGGUGUCAGACCCAGGCACGUUUUCUCAGCAUCAGCCAAUGGAGAGAGAUGAUUCUGGAAUAGUGGCUCCCUCAAACAUUUUCCAUCAACCUAUGCCAAACAGUUUUGUGGAUUUUUCUAAAGGCCUACCGAUUUCCAUGUAUGGUGGCACUCUCAUCCCCUCACACCCUCAGCUAGCGGAUGGCCCAGGAGGCCCUCUCUUUAAUGGGCUUCAUACUCCAGAUCCAGCCUGGAAUCCCAUGAUCAAAGUUGUCCAAAAUUCAACAGAAUGUACUGAUGCUCAGCAGAUUUGGCCUGGCACCUGGGCACCUCACAUUGGAAACAUGCAUCUCAAGUACGUCAACUGAUUUAAGGGGGUCUAUCCUUUUUUAGCCUUGUUUGGGAAACCUUAUGAUUUGAAGAACCCUGGGGAUUUUUUUUUUAAUGUGCCUAACUAAGCAAUUUUUUGUGGGCUAUGAAACAGUGAAAACUUGAUUGCCCAUUGCAUAAGAACAAAUUGAUUUACUUAUACAAUUGAUUCUGUUCUCCAGUUAGUUUAGCCAUUCUGAACUUAAAAAUCAGAUAAAAUUGAUGCUUUUGGCUAAACUACUAAAUGCUAUUGGUAUGCAGGAGAGAACUAGAUAAUUACAUGAUUACAGCCUGCUAGGGUGGUAAAUACGUGUAUAAUUGUUUACAUACUUAAAAGGAAAAUCUGAGUAAAUUUCAUGUUUUAUAUUGGCUCUACUUUCUGUAGCCUGUAUUAAUGUGAAAUAUUUACCUGAAUAUUCAAUAAAAGCUGAACAGUAUUUAUAGGUUGUGUGUGAGAAUUUCGGAGAGGAUGUAUGUUGUCAUUGGUAGCUGCCAUGCUCAGCAAUGCAUCUUUUCAGAGUCACAUCAUUAGCAUGUAUUUGUAGUCAGGGUUUGGGGAAAGAGGGGAAGGGUUUUGAUAUGCAGUUGUUUGCGAUGCAGAGUUUGCUGGGUCCUUCCCCUGCCAGUUGUGGUGAUUUAGGGUAUGGUACUUUUCUUUCUCUUUUUUUUCUUCUUUGUGAACAUGGUCAUGCGCUUUUCUGGGUUAGUUUUAUUUCUUUCUAGUGCUCUUUUUCCAGGUGUGUUGCCCGAGGUGUUGUUCAGGGACUGACUUGAUACCUUGGCAACCAACGUAUAUCAGUAUAACAGCCAAAAGAGAGGAUUCAGUGAUAAUUUGCAUGGAGUGAACGCUUGAAAUAAUGUAUUAGUGUCUGUUCUCUGUUCCAGUUACUCCUGAGUGUUCAGGAAUAUUAAAAAAUAUGAAGUGCACAAGUAGUAUCUGAGUAUGAUAGGCAAAUAAACAUCAGAAACAACACUGGAUGUGUUCAGAUGUUCUGUCUAGUAUUCAAGAAGGAAAUGAUCUUACUGCCACCCUGAUAACACAGAUCUAAAAGGAGAAAUGAUUGUGUUGUUGAUAAUUGUAUUAAAAGCUGAUGGUGAAGGAAGAAAUGGCAUUCUAGUGCAAUAGCUUUUGUGCUGACUUAGCUGUCUGUUCUUGGGGCCUCCUUCUUGCAUUAGUGAAGAGCUCUGCUGUAGGCAUUGUCGUUAUCUUCUACUGGCCAUCAGACACUGUGCAAGAGAAGGCAAAAGAGGAAGGCUGCCCAGACUGUCAGUGAUGCGUGUGGUGGUGAGGGGCAGUGUGAUGACAGGGAGCUGUCUGUCCCCAGCCUGUACACUGCUGAGGUGAAGGGCCCCUUGGGGCUACUGCCCUGCUGGCCUCAGCUGCGUGGCUGUGAUGUGCACAGCUACCUGCUCCUGGACAAAAGUUGGGCUUUGUCUUGAACAGGAGCAGUGCCCUCAGUGGCUGUGUCCUUGCCUGCUGUGGGCUAUCCCGAGCUGGUCCCGGUCAGCCUUCAGUGCUCCCAGGUGGCUCUGCCUCUCUGCCUCACAGCAUGGCUCCAGGUGGCGCAGUGAUGCUGUGGGAGCGCCCUGGUCAUGCCUAGCCAAGCCUCUAUCCAUAGCUAGAGUGGAACAGGAAGCCUAAUGUUUUAUUAAUAAGAAGGCUGUAGCUGCUGCCUAGGCCAUCACUGCCAUCGUGCUGCCUGUGGGAGCAGUAAGAGACCUUGUCUGGCAUUUGGGGGUUGUAUUGCUGGGGAACGGUUUCCAGCAGAGAGCUCUGCUCCCAGGCAGGGGCAAGUUGUACUCUGGCACCCUGACUUGCUGGAGCAGCACAGGAUGGCAGCAUAAAAGCUGCUCAGUCCUGAGAAUUUCAGCCCCAAGAGCAGGAGAUGGUUGGUACAGCUGUCACCUGGGGUACCUGAGUUGUGCCCUAUUAACUGUCAUCCAAUUCCCCCCCACAAAA
This is a messenger RNA of Coturnix japonica (Japanese quail), 9792 nucleotides long. RefSeq names its product ankyrin repeat and KH domain containing 1 (gene ANKHD1). Gene Ontology annotation, biological process: innate immune response. The record is from RefSeq and is a predicted model, not a curated record. NCBI's taxonomy places the organism in Eukaryota, Metazoa, Chordata, Aves, Galliformes, Phasianidae. Gene Ontology annotation, molecular function: protein binding; RNA binding. Gene Ontology annotation, cellular component: cytoplasm.